Molecule: messenger RNA, 1057 nt
Organism: Hyla sarda
Lineage: Eukaryota; Metazoa; Chordata; Amphibia; Anura; Hylidae
Exons: 2
Coding region: 149-1057 (302 amino acids)
Source: RefSeq, a predicted model, not a curated record
UGGAAUUGAAGCGGUAAGCUUCUUUUUGGCUUCUAGCACUCUGCCUAAAAAUCUAUGCACUUUCUUGGAAGAGGCUCUACUGUUCAUACUGUCACACAAUUUCUUUAUCUUCAGGGAGACCCUCUACCUGCAGCUCCAGGGAACGGCAAUGGGGGCGUCUUGUGCGCCCUCAUAUGCCAAUCUUUUCCUGGGGCUGUGGGAGAGGGGUAUCUUUCUUACCAACCCCGUACUUGGCAUCGAGAAGGUGCAAUUUUGGGGGCGUUAUAUUGACGAUAUUCUUAUCAUCUGGCAGGGUACGUCAAUAGAAUUGGAAGAAUUCAUCGCACGACUUAACUGCAAUUCCAUCAAUAUCAAAUUAACAUACUCCAUUGCUAAGCCCUCCAUUGAUUUUUUGGACAUAAAAAUUGAUGUGGACGAACAGGGUUUUAUUACGACUGACCUUUUAUGGAAGCAAACUGCGGCAAAUAUGGUCCUUCAUGCAACAUCAGCACAUCCUCGUCACCUGAUAAAUAACAUCCCGGUGGGACAGUACAUACGGGCUCGGAGAAUAUGCUCCAACGAUUUCAACUUUGAAAAACAAGCCAAAGAUCUACAGGGCAAAAAGAUGAACAUAGCGCACCCGGACAAUGAGAACAUGAUUAGACUUAUUGUGGACCAUCACUCUAGGACAUCAGAAGUACAUAAAAUUUUAGGCAAGUAUUGGCCUAUAUUAUUAUCUGAUCCAAUACUUGCGAGUCAUCUCCCGGACAAACCUUCGCUGACUUAUCGGCGAUCAAAAAACCUAAAGGAUCUGCUGGUACAUAGUUAUCACAGGGGGACCACUCCAUCUAAUGCCUUUGGGUCUAAAGGCCCGAAGUGGGGCACGUACACAUGUGGCCAUUGUGUUGCUUGUAAAAAUAUUGUGAAAUCUGAGACCUUUGCCAAUUCUGACAACAGUAAAGAAUAUCGGAUUACACAUCGAAUUGAUUGUGCCACCAAUGGUGUCGUCUAUUUGGCCUCGUGCCCGUGCGGAAAGAUUUAUGUGGGUUUAACGGGAAUUGCGCAGACGGGUCCGUGA